Williopsis jadinii is the source of this 1983-nucleotide messenger RNA. It is a transcript of the gene HOL1, whose product is annotated as Hol1p. Bases 163 to 1659 code for a protein of 498 amino acids. The transcript has a single exon. Gene Ontology annotation, biological process: transmembrane transport. Gene Ontology annotation, molecular function: transmembrane transporter activity. The record is from RefSeq and is a predicted model, not a curated record. Lineage: Eukaryota; Fungi; Ascomycota; Saccharomycetes; Phaffomycetales; Wickerhamomycetaceae. Gene Ontology annotation, cellular component: fungal-type vacuole.
ACCACGAACAUCUACUCGAACCUGGCGCUCGAGACCAGUAGCUCCAGCAACAAGAGGCCAUUGAAGAAAGAUGGGGACAUCAUUCUGAUUCCGCAACCUUCAGACUCUCCAAACGACCCAUUGAACUGGUCCAAGGGCCGUAAGUUUGCACACCUGUGCACCAUGGCGUUUGUGACUGCGUUCACUGCGGCGACUUCCAACGAUGCUGGGUCUACGCAGGAUAACCUCAAUGAGAUGUAUGGGAUCUCGUACGAUGCGAUGAAUACCGGAGCAGGUGUGCUGUUCUUGGGUAUCGGGUAUGGUACUCUGUUCUUGGCCCCAUUUUCGUACCUUUACGGGAGAAAGCUGCCCUAUUUGAUCUCCAUUACGCUGGGCCUAAUCGGUGCCAUCUGGUUUGGCUUCUCCAAGGACACCAGUGACACCAUCUGGUCGCAAUUGUUUGUUGGUAUCAGUGAGUCGUGUGCUGAAGCUGCUGUGCAAUUGAGUUUGACAGAUAUCUACUACCAGCAUCAGCUUGGUACUGUUUUAACUGUGUAUAUCCUUGCCACUUCUGUGGGUACUUAUCUGUCGCCGUUAAUUGGUAAUUUCAUUGCCAAUAGAGUCAGUUUUAGAUGGGUUGGGUGGAUCGGUGCAAUUAUCUCGGGAGUAUUGCUCCUUGUCUUAUCUUUUGCCACGGAUGAAACCUCGUUUGAAAGACAACGUUAUAUAACUCCCUUGAACUACAGUGAAGACAUUGAAGGGUUUGGAGAGUGUGUUUCUAACGUUCAAUCUGACUUAGAUAAGGGAAGCGAUUGUGAAAAGAAAGAUACCAUCAGGCUCAGAUUGAUCAACCCAAAGCAGAAAUUUUCAAUCUCUGACGGACUAAUCGAUGGCUCAAAGGAACCUAAGAAAACUUAUUGGCAAAGGGUUGCAUUGAUUACCCCAGCAUCUAAUUUAAAAGGCUCGGGAUUCAAGCAGUACUGGAGAUAUAUCUUGAUCAACCUCAAGAUGUUCUGUUUCCCAGGUAUCCUGUUGUCUGGGUUAUUCUGGGGUAUGCAAAAUGCAUUCUUGUCCUUCUACCUCACCACUGAAGAUACCUUCUUUUACGACGCUCCAUACAACUACUCAAACGUUGGGGUUGCGUUGAUGAAUUUGCCUUGUCUGUUGGGUUCAAUAAUUGGAUGUAUCUACGCCGGUUGGCUAUCGGAUUACUUCACCCUAUGGAUGGCACGCCGUAACAAAGGUGUUGUUGAAGCUGAAUUCAGACUGUACUUCUCCUUCCUCACGGCAAUCUUUGGAACCGCAGGCCUGCUGAUGUUUGGUAUUGGGGCUGCAAGAAUGCUCAGCAAACCUGUUAUGUACGUUGGCCUUGGGUUCAUCGGCUUCGCCUACGGUUCCGGUGGUGACAUCGCCCUUUCAUACUCCAUGGAGGGCUCCGAGCUCGUCUUGGAGAGCAUGGUUUGUGUUGCAGUCAUCAACAACACCAUCAGUUGCAUCUUCACCUUCACGUGCUCGCUGUGGUUAGAUGCGUCCGGCACUGAGAACGUCUACAUCGCAUUGGGAGUGAUUAACUUUGGUGUGAUGAUGCUUGCCAUACCGAUGAUUAUAUGGGGAAAGAAGGCCAGAAAAUGGACCAAACCGAAAUACCUCAAGUUCUUGGAGAUCAGAGAUGGUAUAUGACAUCGACUAUACUAAACACGGCCUCUUACUGCCCCCCUUCCUCCUUCUCAAGGAGGAUAUCGCAUUGUUGUAUAGUUCUCUAAUUCAUGUCCGCUUAUAUAAUCAACGGAGAGUGCGCAUAGCAAUUGAUAUUACGUAAUCACAGAUCGGUAUGGACACGCUAUCGGUAUGGGCACAUAUUUGAUAUGGGAAGCAUCUAUUCCCGUUUGGGAUCUGAAUGGAAACGCUAACAAAAAAUGCCACAGAAACCUGGUGAAGAAAAACAUAGAGAAAAGUAAACAAACACAGCUGUUUCAUGCAUACAAUCAUGCCGAAUCGUUGGCU